AUGACGUCAGCUGGAGAAAAGCAGCACUAUGCUCUCGCCCUGAUCAAGAAACUUUUCGAUAAUCUCCCUCCCAAAAUGACCGUUGGCCUCUUGUAUGACAUUGGCUGUCAACUUCAUCAAAGUUGUGUCAAGUAUCGACUCCUCGAUGACGCUGUUCUUCGCUGGUUGACUUUCGCAAUAUCAGUCUUUCACGCUUACGGCCACCAAUGGGCCUGUCAAAUUAUAUACCAUCCUUGCAAAUGUGAAGGCUUUGGCCUUUUGGAUGGGGAAGGUUGCGAGUGUCUAUGGAGCACACUCAAACAUCUUAUUGCUCCGCUACGCGUUUCAGGGUUUCAUCAGCGACUUUUUGUCCUCGACACUCAAGUCCGGCACCUAGAUGACAAGAACCUUGUCUUGUUUGGCAAUUGGUUGAGCCAGAGGUGGAAUAACUGCGUGAAGAAGAAGAGUAUUGCAAUGCAAGCUCUACAUGAGCUUUCAGUGGACGAGACCCAUGUCCGUCAGGAAUGGAAAUCACAAUGUGAACAUCAGACGAGACCCCUGCCUCGAAGAUCAAAGACAAGUAAUGACAAGGAAAUCUCAAAAAUUCUCUCCCUUGAGAAAUCUCUUGGAGAGCUCGAUAGAUCGUUGCGACACAUGGAAAUACAACUGUGUAUGGGAAAUGUGGACAAUCUCGUUGACUACAAACUUCGUCUCAUUCAAGAGCGUGCUCACCGAUCAAAGCUCGCAGACACUUUGAGCCGCUGGAAGACACAACUUGGCAUCAGUCAACGCACCAAUCUAGACCAACUAUGUCACAAUGUCUAUCUACAAGUUCGUUUAGAUGCUCAAGCUCUUAAGACAUGUAUCCACGAAUGACUUCGACAGCACAAGUUCGAGAUUGAGAAGCUCGAGCACUCAUAUAGGCAAGCAGUGAAUGGUACUUAUGUUCUAAGUUGCACACUGUUAAGACCGUGCACAAAGGGUAGGACUGAUUCCGAGGGGCUUGGCUUCAGCUCGUGCGCUGCGCCCCUUACCCGAGUAUGUGCCCUUAAUUUCAGAAUGAUGUCCGAAGAAAGUCCAAGGACGUCCGAAGGAUGUCCGAAGCGCGGGAAAAUUCGGAAGGACUUUCCGGACGAGUGCAAGUAACUUCCGGACGAGUGCGGGAAAGUUCCGGAGGAACUUCCGGAA
This is a messenger RNA of Suillus plorans, 1167 nucleotides long. RefSeq lists its product as uncharacterized. The transcript has 3 exons. The coding region runs from base 1 to 855 and encodes 284 amino acids. Lineage: Eukaryota; Fungi; Basidiomycota; Agaricomycetes; Boletales; Suillaceae. The record is from RefSeq and is a predicted model, not a curated record.